Molecule: messenger RNA, 4293 nt
Organism: Leopardus geoffroyi (Geoffroy's cat)
Lineage: Eukaryota; Metazoa; Chordata; Mammalia; Carnivora; Felidae
Gene: PPP1R18
Product: protein phosphatase 1 regulatory subunit 18
Exons: 3
Coding region: 1525-3387 (620 amino acids)
Molecular function (GO): phosphatase binding
Source: RefSeq, a predicted model, not a curated record
UGAGUCAUGGGCCGCUGCCUUGAGUCUGUGAGCUGGGGGCGAGGGUCUGGACACCUAGGUUCUCCAGGGCUACUGGGAGGUGGGGGUGGGUUGAGGGUCCUGAAGACAGCGGAGGGCCAGGGGUUGCGGCGGGAAACGGGUGAGUCGAAAAGUCUAGUCCCACGCGGGGUCUCUGGAGCGAGGCCCCGCCCCCUCGGGCCCCGCCCCGCGCCCCCUUCCCUUUCCCCAUUGUCCUCAGACAAAGCGGUCGCCGCCCCCCGCCCGGCCCCCAGGUCUCUGUCUCCGUCCCUCCUCCUCUACUCCGUCUUCCCUCCUCCUCCUUUCCUUCCCUCCUCCCCUCCCUCCUGUCUCCGGAUCUCCCUCAAUCCCACUCUCCUCCUCUUCCUCUCUCCUCCUCCCUCCGGACGCCAGGCUCCUCCGCACCCCCUCCCCUGGGAGCCCCGCUGGCUAGUGAGUUGACUGAGGGGCUUCAGACUUGGGGAAGGGGUGUCUCCUCCCUCUGUCCCCGCUCCUGCCCCCAGCCAGGACCUUGGGCUGUCUCCUCUUUGUGCCGAGAUUGUCUGUGCGGUCCGAGCUGGGUGGGGAUGGCCGGCUAUGUCAGGGUUCCGUGAGAUCGGAGACCCGGGCAUAGGACUCGAAGGUCCGGAGAGCAGAGUCGUGGAGCCGGUGCUCCGCACCCAGGGUCCCGGGCCCGGCCGGUGGGAGAGGCAAGCGGUGGUGGCGGGACGGGUGGGGGUGGACGCCAGGGUUCCGAAAGUCCCCAAGGGAGGGUAUUUCCCCCCGACCUGCCUGGGGGCGGAGUGCAGGGCGGAGGGGUGGCGGCUGGGGGCCGGAGAGGCGUGGCCCGAGCGGAUCUGGGAGGGGAGCCAGGACCUCCCCUGCCCGCGCUGAAACGCGCGCCCCGCUCCUCCCGCGGAGCUCUAUUUCCCCUCUGCCCCCGGAGUCCCCUUGCUCCCCUGGACCUCUCCACUCUCCGCCCCUCCUCACCUCCCCGCCCCCCCCUCCUCAGGUCCCACCACCCCUUCUCGGGCGGGAUUCCCUGACCUCCCUUCCCACUCUAACCGCCUCUGGAGUAGCUGUGGGGAAACCUCGCCUGACCCCUACUCGUACCCCCGCAACACCCCCUCCCCCGCCUCUCUUUUCUCUCUCCUCCCUCAUGCCGGCUUCUUUUUCCGCCUUUCUCUCCUCUCACAUCCUUGGGACUGUGAUACCAUUAACCGUACAUUACCAAAUCUGACUCCUGCCUCUUUGCCCUGAAUCUCCACUCUUCCUCUCACUGCCACGACCCCACCCCCACUUGGUCCACAGCUUUUUCUUCACUUUCUUAGUUUCCCUCUUUCUCUGCUUUCCGUCUUCUCCCUCUUUCCCUCUGUCUUCACCCUCAGCUCCUUUGCCCAUCUCUGUGUCCCACCUCUCCCCCUCUACUUCCUCUCCGCCCACCCCCAGUCUCACCCCCAGGGCCUCUGGAGCCUCUCCUUCCUGUUCUCUGGCCCCAGCGCUCUGCACCCUUACCUCAACGCGGUCAUGGCCACCAUCCCAGACUGGAAGCUACAGCUGCUAGCCCGGCGACGGCAGGAGGAGGCAGCCCUUCGUGGCCGGGAGAAGGCAGAGCGGGAGCGUCUGUCCCAGAUGCCAGCCUGGAAGCGGGGGCUCCUGGAGCGCCGCCGGGCCAAGCUUGGUCUGUCUCCUGGGGAGCCUAGCCCUACACCUGGGACUACAGAGGCUGGACCUCCAGACCCAGAUGAGUCGGCUGUCCUCCUAGAGGCCAUUGGGCCAGUGCACCAGAACCGAUUCAUUCGGCAGGAGCGCCAGCAGCAGCAGCAGCAGCAGCAGCAGCAGCAGCAGCAGCAGCGUAAUGAAGAACUACUUGCAGAAAGAAGGCCUGGGACUUUGGAGGCCAGGGAGCAGAGACCCAGCCCUGGGGAGAUGCGGGAUCAGAGCCCCAAGGGAAGAGAGUCGAGAGAAGAGCGGCUCAGUCCCAGGGAGGCCAGAGAGAAGAGGAUAGGGGGAGCCCGAGAGUCGAGCCCCAGGCCUUCAGAGGCUUGGGACUGGAGGCAGAGCCCAGGAGAGGCUGGAGAUAAGAGCUCCAGACUGUCAGAAGCGCGGAAAUGGAGGCUGAGCCCGGGAGAAACUCCAGAGUGGAGUCUGAGACUGGCAGAGCCUGGAGAACAAAGCCCGAGGAGAAAAGAGGUGGUGGAAAGUAGACUGAGCCCAGCGGAGUCUGACAACCAGAAGAUGGGCCUGACAGAGGCCCAUAAAUGGAGGCCCGACUCUGGAGAGUCUCAGGAACAGAGUUUGGUACAACUGGAGAUAUCAGAGUGGAGGCUGAGCUUAGAAAAAAGAAAAGACUGCUCAGAGGAAUGUGGGAGAAAAGAAGAGAGGCCAAUUCCAACGCUGGCCUCAGAAGAGAUUACAGAGCUGUCAGAGACCCUGAGUAGGGAGGCUCCAGAGAGCAGCUCUGGAGAAGUGGAGGCAGCAGAACAAAGGCGUAGUCCUGUGCAGGAUGGUGAGAGGGGACUGAGGCUGACAGAAGGAUGGAAAUGGACCCUGAAUUCUGGGAAGGUUCGAGAAUGGACACCCAGGGACACAGAGACUCAAAUUCAGAAACCAGUCCCCCCAGAGUCUGCUGAGAAGUAUCUGGGACCCUUUGGUACAGAGGCUGGAGAAGGCGAGGCUGAGAAGGAGAAGGCGGGGGCUCUGGGCAGGCCUUUGAGAACCCUGCAGAACUGCAGCUCUGUGCCCUCCCCCUUCCCACCAGAGGACGCUGGGACUGGAGGCUCUAGAGGGCAGGAAGAGGAAGCAGUGCAACCCCGGCCCCCACCAGCAGCCCCUCUGUCUCCCCCACCCCCAGCCCCACCUGCUCCCCAGUCCCCUGGGGAUCCCCUCAUGAACCGACUGUUCUAUGGGGUGAAGGCAGGGCCAGGGGUGGGGGCCCCUCGCCGCAGUGGACACACCUUCACAGUCAACCCCCGGCGGUCCCUGCCCCCUGCAGCCCCCACCACUCCUCCGGCCACCCCAGCCACAGCUGAUGUUGCAGUCCCCGGAGCUGGGAAGAAGCGGUACCCAACUGCUGAGGAGAUCUUGGUUCUGGGGGGCUACCUCCGUCUCAGCCGCAGCUGCCUUGUCAAGGGGUCCCCUGAAAGGCAUCACAAACAGCUCAAGAUCUCCUUCAGCGAGACAGCAUUGGAGACCACGUAUCAAUACCCCUCUGAAAGUUCAGUGCUGGAGGAGCUGGGCCCAGAGCCUGAGGCUCCCAGUACCCCCAGCCCCCCAGCGGCCCAACCCGAUGACGAAGAGGAUGAGGAAGAGUUGUUGCUGCUACAACGGGAGCUCCAGGGCGGCCUGCGCACCAAGGCCCUGAUCGUGGAUGAGUCCUGCCGGAGGUGACCCUCUUCCAACAUAGGGUCUAUACCUUCCCCUUUCCCAGAACUGAAGAUCCUGGAGCCCAGAAGAUUGAGAACAGAGAAACCCUGAACAUGAGCUUGGAAGGGAAGGCAACCGACAUCUUCCAACUUGCUUUCCUCAUCCUGUUUAUAGGGGCAGAGCUAGUUACCCAGUUUCCACAUUCACCAAAGGUCUCUGAUGUGAGUGCAUCAGACAUGCUGGUGCACCCUGGGUGAUUCAAGAGUGAGCAUCAAGUCCUGGGGAGGAGCACAGAGCUCAUGGGGGUGAGGGGUUGGGGGAGGGAGAUGAAGCACCUCUUAUAUCUCCAUGGACAGAGUACACUCUCCAGCCUUCCUUUACUCCCCACCACCCCUUGAGGGCUCUUACAAUUUAAACACUCAUCCUGGGCAGCCUGCCCCCAUUCUAUUUACAGGCCCCUCUCCUUCCUGUUCCUUAGGUCACUGCCCCUUUGUUUACAGCUCCUGCCACCUCCCUUGACCACCAGCCUGGUUUACAAACCCCACUAGCUCCCAGCCCUACCUGCCAAAGUCCCAGGUUUACAACCACACCUACAUGUUGAGUCUAUGUGGAAUCCUCUCCCCUGUCCCUGGCAGCUGCCUCAUUGGGGGUGUGGCUUCUUCCACUUUUGCUCAGUCUGUACCUCUGUUUUCCCCAAGAGGAAAGUCUGGGAAUCCUAACCCUAACCUUGUACCCCCAUUUAGUUAUUUAAUUCUGUUCCUCCUAGUGGUUCACAAUUGAAUUGCAAGGGUGUGGAGUGACAAACAAUGCACCUCAACUCUUCUCUCCCAUUUCUCCUUCCUUAUCAACUGCCUGUUUGGUUUUUUGUUUGUUUGUUUGUGGUUUUUUUUUGAAGUUUUCCAUAAUAAAAUGGAGAUCUCUCCAACUCUC